Messenger RNA from Python bivittatus (Burmese python), 3411 nucleotides. The record is from RefSeq and is a predicted model, not a curated record. NCBI's taxonomy places the organism in Eukaryota, Metazoa, Chordata, Lepidosauria, Squamata, Pythonidae.
AUGGAUAUAUCUAACAACCAUGAAGGAGACAAAGAUUUGAGCCAAACAAUGGCUAGAGAUACUGGUUUGGGAGAUUCUGUGUGUUCCAGUCCAAGUAUAUCUAGUAACACAAGUCCUAAACUGGACCCGCCUCCUUCCCCUCAUGCAAACAGGAAAAAGCAUCGUAGGAAGAAAAGCACUAGCAAUGUUAAAGCUGAUGGUAUCUCCGGAACUGCUGAAGAGCAAGAGGAAAAUUUUGAAUUUAUCAUUGUGUCCCUGACUGGCCAGACAUGGCACUUUGAAGCUGCAACAUAUGAAGAAAGAGAUGCUUGGGUCCAAGCCAUAGAGAGUCAGAUUCUGGCCAGCCUACAGUCAUGUGAAAGCAGCAAGAAUAAGUCCCGACUGACAAGUCAGAAUGAGGCCAUGGCUCUUCAGUCAAUAAGAAACAUCAGAGGCAAUUCUCACUGUGUAGACUGUGAAAUGCAAAAUCCUGACUGGGCAAGUUUAAAUCUGGGAGCACUCAUUUGUAUUGAAUGCUCAGGGAUACACCGAAACCUUGGUACACAUUUAUCACGUGUCCGUUCACUUGACUUGGAUGAUUGGCCUGUUGAACUCAUCAAAGUAAUGUCCUCCAUUGGAAAUGAAUUAGCAAACAGCGUAUGGGAGGAAAACACCCAGGGCCGUGCAAAACCUGCUCCAGAUUCCACAAGGGAAGAAAAAGAGCAGUGGAUCCGGGCCAAAUAUGAGCAGAAACUCUUUCUAGCUCCAUUACAGUGUUUAGACCUUUCUUUAGGUCAACACCUGCUACGAGCAACUGCAGAGGAAGAUUUGCGGACUGUCAUCCUGCUUCUUGCACAUGGGACACGUGAAGAAGUGAAUGAAACCUGUGGAGAAGGGGAUGGACGAUCAGCCUUACAUUUGGCUUGCAGGAAAGGAAAUGUUGUGUUGGUGCAGCUCUUAAUUUGGUAUGGUGUUGAUGUUAUGGCCCGUGAUGCCCAUGGAAACAGUGCUUUGGCCUAUGCGAGACAAGCAACAAGUCAAGAAUGCAUUGACAUCCUCCUGCAGUAUGGUUGUCCAGAUGAGCGCUUUGUCCUUAUGGCUACUCCCAAUUUAUCCCGGAAGAAUACUAAUAAGAACAACAGCAGUGCAAGGAUGCCUUCCAUCAUCUGAACAAUUUGGUUCUUCUUCUCCUUCUUCUACAGUUUUAUAUUAGUUUGACAAUGGAGAUCUAUAUGUCUAUAAAACAUUCCUUCUCUUCUUCCCCUUUUCAUUUCCACCAGGAUAUUGUUAAGUAGCAUUGAUAGUUUUAAUACACAAGAAAAAAAGAGAACUGCAGAAACCAUUUAUAUUAAUACAAUGAUUUUGAAUGAAAAAAAUUAUAAAAGGGGAGAAACCAAAGAGGGAUCAUGGACAUACUAAUGAUAACUCAUGACAGUGGACCAUUUUACUGGGUGUCUCUAGGUGGGGCAGUUAGGAACAUUGUGUGAGACUUACUGGAGAGAGACAAUAGAGGGAAAAAGAGAAGAAAUUGUAACUUUUCUUAACUGACAGUUAAGCGCAUUAGUACAUUUCACCUCUACCAAACUGAACAUUUGGGUUUCAUUCUCUUUUCCGAAGAGCUUGACGGCAUAAAUCAGAGGCAAGCACAGAGUUUGUCAGGUCUGAAGCUCCUAUGAUGGUAUGUGUCAAAUCAGUUGUAGCUAAUCUGUCCAGAGAGAAUACUGGCUUCAUUACACUUGUAUAGUUGAGUUCUUCCAGCAUUACUGCUGUUUAAUAGAACAUGAUUAGUCAUCACGGAGAAAAAAGCAUAUUAGCCGAGGAGGUAGUUACAUGGCACGCUUCAGUGAUUGCUUGGAUGUGAUUGCAAUAUUCUUAGAAGCAUCAUAUUAUCUCAGACAUGUUCUUUCAAGCCCUUGGAGCCCUCCUUUCUAAAUUCACUGUCAUAAUUUAGUAUCUGUUUAAUUUUUCAGUCCAAGGAGAGGAAAUCAGUUGCUGAGUAUUAUUUGACUACAGCCUCCUUGGUGGAAAAACAAAUGGAAAAAAAUAAAAAUAGCUAUGAAAUGCAAAGAAUAAUAAUGAAUACUGCUAGGGAAAAUAUAUUUCAUAUACAUUUAUGAGAAUAACUGUAUAAAAAGCCUUCUUUUCAGUCUUGAGAAAUAUAUUGUUUCAUUUUCAUCAAGGUAAAUGGGUUGGGAUCUUUCAUGUGCAUUUCCUAAAUUAAGCAGAUUUUGCAUUGUUUUCCUCGGUUAAAUGUAUAUACAAAUUAAUUGGAAUUCUAAAUGUUCAUAAAUAUGCAUUGAUUUUUUUGUAAGGCACAUACACUUUUGUUAAUUUAUAAAUUGCAAUUAAUGUAAAAUAAUAUGCAGAUAGUUAGACUCUAAGGGAUCACAGAUCAUAAUGAUAGAUCAUGGAAACGAUGCCAGCAAAGUAAUAGAUUUUUAUUCCUUCGAUGGAGACCAUAUCUGAUUAUAGUGUUGGCACAUGUUUAUAGAAAAAUGGUUAUGAAAUAUGAUUUGGAAGGACAGGUUAUUGCCUUCCAGAAGCACAAACAUCCUUCUCUGCAUAUUGUUGUGGCACUGUAUACUGUGAGUGGAGGAUGACUGGAAACUAUAAGCAAAUAAUGCAGAAAAUGGGGUAUGUCCCCAUACUAGUUACUUUGAUAUUACUCUUUAAAAGGAAAAUGGCUUCUUGCAUUCCAAAACAAUUUUGCUGAAUAGGCUGACUCGGGGAGAAUUUAACAUUUAAUUAUAGAAGAUUAUAACCAUUUCAUUAUUUUGAGUAGCACUCAAUAGUGCUACUAUUUCUAGUUUUUCCCUCCUUUAUGUGAGUACAGAAAAAAGUAGUUGUGUAGAGAAUGAAGAUUUAUUAAUACUAGACAGAAAAAGACAUGAGCAUUUUUUUUAAUGACCAAAUGAACAAUUCCAUUAUAUUUUUCUUUGAAGGAAAAGUAUUUGGAAGAAAUACAGCAUUGGAUUAAAUAUACAUUGAAAAGAUACAAAGAAAGAUUUUUGAAAUGUUCCUUGAAAAUGUGAGAAACGUCUAUGUCACUUAUUAUAGUUCAUUGGCAUCCCUUAGCCUUCUGUUUUCAUGUAUUUAGGUCUCUAAGCGUUUUAAAGAAAAUAGAAGAAAUCUGACAACUAUAUGUUUAUCAUUUGGAACAUAUUCGAGCAUAGCAGGGGUGUCUGCAGCAAGCCAAGCUUUGUCAAAAUGACAGAGCAUGGCAUUGUGUGGUUACAAUGUAAGCUCUACUCCUUAUGUACUAGCAUGGGAUGUCAUGAUGCAGUACAAAAGAGGUGGAGUUUGCAUUGCAGUGUUCCAUCACAGAUUUUGUCAGCUGUCUUCCCCUGAGCCCCCUGUCUAUCAAACAGAUACUUCUUUUAAUAUAGUUUCCUUCUCAUUUCAGAUGGAUGGAUGGAUGGAUGGAUGGAUGGA